AUGAUCCGAAUAACAACAAACGUCACGGGAGGGUCUCGACACAUCCGACGGUUUUACAGCUCCCACCAUGGCCUUACACCCGUUCAUACUAUCUCCGGGCCACUUGCCUCCGUCGACGUCAAAGAAUUCCGCGAGAAAGCCUUCGAUGCUCAGCAACCCCUCCUGAUAGCCGCACCCAAUGCACUAAGACCAGAUAUAGAAGCACCACCGCACUCUAUACCAGCGGCAGACAAGUGGUUUACGCAUGAAAGAGCCAGCCAUGGUGACCAAUUCCCACAAAACUCCCGGCGAACAGUCCUGAAUCAACCGUACCUCUCCCAAUUCGGCGACACCGUCCUGCCCUACGAGCUCGUAACCGCAAGUCCCGUCAUCACCGACACCCCUCCCCACAAAAGCUCCCGCCUCAUCAGCGCAUGGCUUGAGAAACAGCUUCAGCAAUCGAGUGGGAUAACCUUCCAUCGCUUCACCGCGCCCCUUUCCCUCUUCCUGCACGCCGCAUGCAUUACGCCUGUCCCCUGGCCCCCAGCUCUGUACAUCGCGCAAGCCCAAGUCAUCGACCUCCCGCCCGCGUUAAGGGCUGACCUUCCAACGCCCCAUCUCGUGCUCAAGGCAGGAAAAGGCGAUGUGUAUGACAGCAAUAUCUGGCUUGGCAUCCCGCCGACGUAUACCCCGCUGCACCGCGAUCCCAACCCCAACCUCUUCGUGCAGCUCGCGUCUCGGAAACGGGUGCGGGUCUUUAGACCGCAGGUCGGGGAUCGUAUCUUCCGGAAGGUCAGGCAGAUGGUGGGUGUGGGGAGAGGAGGGGGCAGUGCGUCGAUGAGGGGGGAGGAGAUGAUGGAAGGGCCGGAGAGCGAUUUGUUGCAGGUGGCUGUCUGGGGAGAUUGCGUUCACAGAGGAGGGGUGACAAGCGAGCGUGAUAUGGAUGUUCUUGAAGAAGAGGGCUUUGAGGCUGUUGUGAGGCCCGGAGAUGCGUUAUUUAUUCCGAAGGGAUGGUGGCAUAGCUUUAUGAGUGAGGGGGGUGAUGUUACGGGCUCGGUUAACUGGUGGUUUAGGUGA
Molecule: messenger RNA, 1056 nt
Organism: Drepanopeziza brunnea f. sp. 'multigermtubi' MB_m1
Lineage: Eukaryota; Fungi; Ascomycota; Leotiomycetes; Helotiales; Drepanopezizaceae
Molecular function (GO): 2-oxoglutarate-dependent dioxygenase activity
Source: RefSeq, a predicted model, not a curated record